GAAUAUGGCAACCGUGCCACGCCCUCGUACGUGGCCUUCACGGACACCGAACGACUCAUCGGUGACCCUGCCAAGGUCCAGGACGCAGUCAACCCGGAAAACACCAUAUUCCAUGUGAAGCGACUGAUUGGGCGUCACUUCUACGACCCCGUGGUACAGGCAGACAUGCCGUUGUGGCCGUUUUCCGUCAUUAACAAGAACGGCAAGCCUAAAAUACAGGUCUGGUUCAAGGGUAAACUCAAGAGCUUCUACCCUGAAGAAAUAGGUGCCAUGAUACUGUACACACUAAAGAGUUCUGCCGAGGCGUAUCUUGAGUACCCAGUACGCAAUGCCGUGAUCACUAUACCAGCGUAUUUCAACGAUUCCCAGCGGCAGGCAACCAAGGACGCCGGCGCCAUCGCUGGCCUCAAGGUACUACGCAUCAUCAACGAGCCGACGGCAGCCGCGAUCGCGUACGGUAUCGAUAAGGCAGAAGAAGAGCAAAACGUGCUAAUUUUUGAUUUGGGAGGUGGAACUUUUGACGUCUCCAUCUUAAACAUCGAAGAGGGCCUCUUUGAGGUCCGCGCUACGGCUGGACACACCCACCUUGGCGGUGAAGACUUCGACGGCCGCCUAGUGGAGCACUGCGCUAGCGAGUUCGCCAGGAAACACGGACUGGAUUUGCGCAGUAACAAGAAGGCCCUAAGGAGGCUAAGAACGGCGUGUGAGCGAGCCAAGCGCAUGCUUUCGACAGCGACGCAGACCAACAUUGAACUGGAUGAGCUCCACGAAGGCGAGAAUCUGCAUGUGGUUAUCACUCGUGCACGCUUUGAAGAGCUUAAUAAGGACCUGUUUCAAAAGACCCUGGGUAUCUUGCAACAAGUGCUGCACGAUGCGAACAUGACUAAAGAGAACAUAGCAGAGGUGGUGUUGAUUGGAGGGUCGACGCGAAUACCGUACAUAGAGCAGAUGGUGAAAGCGUUUUUCGGAAAAGAACCAAGCAAGACCAUAAACAAGGAUGAAGCUGUCGCUCAUGGUGCGGCCAUUCAAGCUGCUAUCCUUAACGAAGACUCUUCCAAGACCAUUCCUGAUCUGGUUCUUGUCGACGUGACUCCUCUUUCCCUUGGCGUUGCGGUGUUUGGAGAAAACAUGGAUGUAAUUAUCGAACGAAAUACAUCCAUCCCAGUUCAAAACACGAAAAGAUACUGCAGCACUUAUGACAAUCAAACAGAGUUCAUAAUCAAAGUGUUUGAGGGCAAAGAACAGAAAACAGCUAAUAACAAUAAAUUGGGAGAAUUUACUUUGUCCGGGAUCCCACCAUUGCCAAGGGCAAAGGCUGAAGUUGAUGUAACGUUCCACAUCGACGCCAAUGGGAUUGUUCACGUUUCGGCCGUGGAAACCACCACCAAGAACAAAAACCAGAUAACAACUACUAGUAAUAAGGGGCGGCUGUCGCAAGAGGAGAUUUUGCGACUGGCACAGAAAGCUGAAGCCAUGAACCUGGAUGAUAAGGCAAGGCGAGAAGCUGUCGAAGCAAGAGACGCAUUGGAGCGUCUCUGCCAGCGCGGAAAGCGCGAGGGGUCAUCCCGAGUCCAAUAUAUUUGCCAGACACUGCUAUUGUGGCUGGCUAAUACCGAAGCCACGGUGCCGGCUAAGGACAUCAUCGCUAAACAACAGGAGUUGCAACUACUCCUCGAUAAUAAAAAUAAUCUCGCUAUAAGUAGAUAA
Molecule: messenger RNA, 1707 nt
Organism: Hyposmocoma kahamanoa
Lineage: Eukaryota; Metazoa; Arthropoda; Insecta; Lepidoptera; Cosmopterigidae
Product: heat shock 70 kDa protein-like
Exons: 2
Coding region: 166-1707 (513 amino acids)
Biological process (GO): protein refolding; cellular response to unfolded protein
Cellular component (GO): cytoplasm
Molecular function (GO): misfolded protein binding; ATP-dependent protein folding chaperone; heat shock protein binding
Source: RefSeq, a predicted model, not a curated record